Molecule: messenger RNA, 3181 nt
Organism: Oncorhynchus tshawytscha (Chinook salmon)
Lineage: Eukaryota; Metazoa; Chordata; Actinopteri; Salmoniformes; Salmonidae
Product: T-cell surface antigen CD2-like
Exons: 7
Coding region: 628-1614 (328 amino acids)
Source: RefSeq, a predicted model, not a curated record
CCGGCAUGGGCGGAGCGCAGGCAUAGAACGCACUGCACCCUCCCAGCACCUUGGAGACACAGCACGCAGCGCCGACGCAGGAUAGCCUGGACCGAAACGGCGUACUGGAGACCAAACACGCUGGGCUGGCACAACACGCCCUGGCUGGAUGCCUACUCUCGCAUGGCACUUGCGGGGGGCUGGCCUAUAGCCCACCGGGCUAUGAGCACGUACUGGCGACACCGUGCGUUUGACCGCAUAAUACGGUUCCUGACCAGUACUGCGCUUCUUCCGAUAAGCAUGAGCACCCGUGUGCCCCCCAAAACAUUUUUUGGGGGGCUGCCUCUCGUGCCUGUCGCACUGCAGUGCUGCCUCCUCAUAUCGCCGCCGCUCAGCUUUCGCUGCCUCCAGCUCUGCCUUGGGGCGGUGAUAUUCCCCAGCCUGUGACCAGGGUCCCUUGCCGUCAAGUAUCUCCUCCCAUAUCCAGGAGUCCGGAGAUCGCUGCUGCCCGAUACCACGCCGCUUGGUCCUCGGUUGUUGGGUGUUUCUUUAACGGAUCUCGUCCUCCUCUUCUGAGGAGGAGUAGCGAGAAGGAUCGGAGGACCAAUGCGCAGCGUGGUUGGCAGCCCUGCAUGAGGUGUGCCGUGAAUGUGUAAGAAGAGGGUGAAAUGCGUGUCUCAAGGCCAAUGCGUGGGAGUUGGCAACUCUGGGUUAAAUAAAGAUCUGAUUGAUGCUGUAAAUGUGUCGGGAAAAGAGGGAAUGAAAGUAACUUUACCGACUGGACUUAAUGAACUACUUAGUGGCACUAUUAUGGCAUGGUCUUUCCCAUUGAAUCGUUCAGAUUCAUUUGCUAACAUAGCUAUGCUGAAUGCUGGUGUGAUUACAACGAACUACAGUAGGAAGUUUAAAGACAGACUGAAGCUGGAUACUCAGACUGGAUCUCUCACCAUCAGAAACCUCACCAUCAACGACUCUGGACUUUAUAAAAUACUUAUCAUCAAUACACCGAGUUCAUCUAAGAUUGCAAAUCUAACUGUCUAUGCCUCAGUGUCUGCUCCUCACAUCAGUCCCUCAGUGGACAGUCCAUUUGAAAAAGUCAGCUGUUCCUUGGUGUGCACUGUGAAGAACGGGAGAGAGGUGAUCUUGUCCUGGUACAGAGGAGGGGAGAUACUCAACCAGACCAGCAGCUCUGAUCUUCUCGCCAAUCUCUCUCUCCCUCUGGAGUUAAACAAAAGAAAUGUUGACACCUACAGCUGUGAGGCUUCCAACCCUGCUGACUCAAAACCAACUCCGCUCAACAUUGAAACGCUCUGCCCUCAAUUGUCCUCACGCUCUGCCCUCAAAGGGUCUGGUCGCAAUCCUGUCCCAAUCACACUGGUCACAUUGUUAGCAGUUGGGAUAAUAAGUGGUGGUAUAUUCUGGGCAAUUAAAAUAAGAAAAUGUGGAGCCUGCAGGCAAAGAGAAGAAGCCCAACAUUAUACUGAAGUGAAAUUUCAUAGACUGGUUGGGGAUACACUGGUAUCUGGCACCGGAGGAGUCUAUUUACCAGAAGAGUCUGUUUUGUACUCAGAUGUCAGAAUCUUACCUUCUGUUCAGACAGGACUGGAUUCAAUCACUCCUCUCUCAAAGCUGUGACCUUGGCGUGGUUUAGAGCCUUGUGUGUCUCAAUGACCCUGAGAGCUACGUCGGAGGGGGCUUGGGCCCCUGGUAGACUUAGCCAUGCCGGAUUCGUCACCAGUGAGGGACCAAUAACAGCAUUGGUCCUACAUGUUUCAAGUCGUCAUGAUGCUAUAGGUAGGCAACCAUACCUCUGUGUCAAUGUUACAUGCUGUGUGUAUGUCUUUUCCGUAAUUUGAAAUGUGUAUUUUUCAUAGUGCUGUACCUUACUUUGCAAGAAAUGUGAUUGAUAAAAAUGUAAUAUUAUUGUUGUUAUUUAGGUCAGAACAUUUGUCUGAAAACCGGGUUUAGUAGCAUGUAAACAAGCAAAUGAGUUAAAUCAUGGCACCACAUCCACUUCCUGAAACACUUUUACCAUUUAUUUUCAAAAUGAUUGUAACCGACUCUCGAAAACCUGCUGAUCUCAUGGGCAUGUUUAAGCUUGUGGAUGAAUGUUUUCAUGUAGGUUUGUCCUGCCUUUAUCUUCCCUCUAGAGAGUCUUAUGUUCUCCACUAUUUACCAAACUACUGUGAUGACUGUUCUGUGAGGAUCCAAAUAGGUCAGAUUAGCUUGGAAACAGAUGAUUUCAACCAGACCCUCUCUCAGCUACAGAGAGGGGGAGGCGGGAGUUGGUGGGGGGUUGACACCUCACGCCCUGUUGUAAAUUACAGGAGAGGAGAUCCAGGGUCUCUCUCUACAAAUUCACAAAGGAAUGUGCUUUGUCUCCCCCCAAAACUCUAACUCGUUCUAAAGUGAAUACUGGAACAAUAUUUUUAACAUAGGGGAACAUGGGGAAUGGUCAGAGGCGAUGUAAUUAAAAAUGCUAUAAAGGAAAUACUGUAACUUGAAAGUAUAUACACCACAUGUACGAAGUCUCCAUCCUUAACGUUGUGUAUGAAAUAUGAACAAUUGUGAAAUUAUUUUUGUUAAGAUAGGAAUGUGAUUUUAGGAGGCACAAGAGAUCAUUUGUCUCCUAUAAACUUUGCACAGUAAGUAGCCACGCCCGAUUGAGGUGAGAGAGCGUGUCAGCCUGACCGAACCAUCCCUUUUGACCAGAGUGGAUAAACGGAUUGGUAAAGAAAUUAACAUUUAGACUAGAAAGGAGACGAGCUGCAGCUCAUGACCAAAGUGGCUCGAACUCUGAAAUCUCAACACGAGGUAGAGACGAUAACGUCAAAUCCUGGACAAUCACAACUAUUGGACAAUCAGAGCUUUACAAGCGUGCCGCAGAAAGGCACAACACUCUUCCUAAGAAGGCCUGGUUCCGAAAGAUACACGGCGAACGAAGGCCUUUAAAGCGUAAAUACAUUCAUGAUUUCUUACUCCAAACAGGCGGCGGUUCAUGUGCAAAGUAUAUGAUUACUGUGACUGUAGUUCCUAAAAUGUAUCAACGAUAAAUCUCUCUCUUUCAUUCGCCCUCUCAAUGUCUUUUGUAAAAAGCUGCAAUAUUGUUUCAGUCCGCUAGGGAUGUUUUUCUAAUGUAUUAAGUGUGUAUUUUUAUAAUGUGUUAUCAUUUAGUUAGCUAGUAAAUAAAUAAUUAAACCAA